Messenger RNA from Zophobas morio, 2126 nucleotides. RefSeq lists its product as uncharacterized. NCBI's taxonomy places the organism in Eukaryota, Metazoa, Arthropoda, Insecta, Coleoptera, Tenebrionidae. Bases 409 to 2052 code for a protein of 547 amino acids. The record is from RefSeq and is a predicted model, not a curated record. The transcript is spliced from 2 exons.
CAUGUGACCAUGUUGUCAUCGGCAACGUCACCAUUACUCCAUUACCUUAUACAGUGAUUAAUAUUUUUUGAAAAUUGUACAUAAAAAUAACUCACAAAAAAACAAAUUUAAUAAUUAUAUUAAUAUUACUGAGCUAAUGUAGAGGAAGGAAACUGUAAUAUCCCACUUUUUUAUUUAGUAACUUUUAACUCCAUUAGGUUUUGGGUCCUCUGUCGGUGCAUGUUGAAACUGUUUUCAUUUGAAAAAACACUUUAAAUCCAAAUGUUCGUUGAAAGUUAGAAACAAGAUAAGAAACAAGUACAAAUGUUCAAAUUAUAAACAAAGCAUCAUUAGUAUCAAACAAGUGUGUUUAGCGUUGUGGGGAUCAGUUUUUAAAUAAAAUUCCUCUAUAGCAUAAAACAACUUAAAAUGGAGAAUUGUUUUUAUAGCAGUGAUGAUGAACUGGCUUGGGGUCCUCUGACCCUCGCAGAAAUAAAAAAGGAAUUUCAAAAUGAACCGAAAAGAUUAAUUAAACGUAGAGAAACCGAUUUUGGACAUUCAACGUCGUUUUUUACCCCUUCAACAACGUUCUGUGAUGAUAAAAGCCAACAUAGUGAUAAAAUGAAUAGCUCUUCAGGAACAUCAGCUUAUUUUACUCCAAAUGAAAGUUUACAACAGCCACAAAAAUCAGCUUUAAGUAGAAAUGAUUUGUUUUUAAAAAAUUUGAGUGAAGCCAUAGAAAGUGAUCACGAUACCAAAAGUGACGUGUGUUCUCUCAACAUAAAAAGAGACACUCUUAUAAAUAUCUUAGAGGGACAGAAAGGGCGAGAAUCUGACUUUCUUGAAGGGGUUCAGCAGACUCUUGUUGAGAAUACUUUGCAAGAGUUGGAAGAUACCAUCGGAGGACAAUCUGAAGAAACAUGUGAAGACAGUGAAGAUAAUAUUAUCGUUAUUAGUGAUGAUAGUAGCAGUGAAACGGAUGAAGAAGUACCACUAAUCACAGAUGUCAAAAUGGAACAUGCAUACAAUGAUUUAUAUGAAAAUGAUUUAUUAGAAGUUAUAGAAGAAAACUCGGAAAAAAGUACCAGUAUUGAUUAUAAUCAAGAGCAGCUAAAUGUUUCAGAGAUCAGUCAUGUGAGUUCAGAAGCUGGUAGAAGUGAUGAUGUAAAUGAUCAAGAGAAUGAAGCAGUAGAAGACAACAUUGAAAAGAUUGACAACAUGAAUCUCAAUGAUAGACCUCUUAACAUUUCUGCUGUAAGUCACUGUAGUAUCGAAUCUGAAAAAAAUGAGACUGGUUCUUCAAAUUUUGCAUUACUUGAUCGACCUACAAUAUCAGUAACUUCUGAUGAAAGUGAAGAAAGUGAACAAUGUGACUCAGAUACAUUCAACGAUACUAUUGAAGAAAUGAAAAUGGCGCUAAGAAAAGGCUUAGAUUACACAAUGCCUGGAGACAAUUCCCCCAAAAGUUUCUGUGAAAGUAAACCUAAACCAAACGGAAUCCCUAAAUUAAAAAAAAUAGUAAAGACACCAAACAAAUUUGAUUAUGUGCAGAGUCCCAUUGGAGAUUAUAUUAGGAAAAAGUCACCAAAUUCGGAGAAUUUUAAAUUACCAUUAAAACCUGCGAAAAGUAGAUUUCAUACACCUAAUGCAAAAUCAAACCUUGUUCCAACCAAACAGUUCAAAAAUAUCAUCAGUCCAGUUGGCGUAUACAUUAAGAAUAGUCCAUGUGUAGUUUUGAAACACAACGCUUCAGUGAAAACCGUGUCUGCAUUAAAAUCAACUCCUGAAACUGAUGUGAUUCCAAAUAAUGAUGAUGGUAUUAUUUUCCCAGAAGUUGUGUACAAACCAAGAAAAAAAGUAGUGAAGUCUGUUCAAAAAGAGGUAAUACUACCAUCCAGUUUACAAAAAAUGGUCCAAGAGCCUAUUAUUACCCAACAUGAAUGUAGAACUCAAGGAAAAACUAGAUCAGAAAUAGUUCAAAAAUUGGAGGACGGAAACUUAACCGUUGAUUCUAGUAUAUUAAAUCCGUCAGAUGUGUCGUAUAUUAAUCUAAAGCAAGCCUUUAUAAAAUAAUUAUUAUUAUGUAUGUGUAGGUGUUAACGUUUUGAUUGCGGUAACAGUUCUAUUAAAUUUUACGUAUUCAUUUA